AUGGCGGCAGAAGGGCCCCAGCCUCCGCAGCAUGUCCAUCAAUACACCAGCGAUGUCGAUGAUGCCGACGUGGAGGAGACGGCGGACGAGUCAACUCCACGGCCAUCCAAUGGCGCGUUCGCGAAGAAGAAGCGCCGCCUGCCGAGGCGCAUAGGACAGUUCUCUGGCUCGGUUCCCUCCACCCCCAAGACGCGCACAAGCUCUCCCAGCGCACGCCGCUUUCCUCCCCUGCCGCGCCGCUCGACCAUGCCAGACCCUCGCGAUCGCGGGGCUGUGUCAGAAUCCGAAGCCCGCGAAUUUUCUAGGCCUCCCGCCAUAAGAGGCCAUUCACACUUGGGUCGAUCAGUCGAUGCGGAGGAGGCAGACGAUGUGGUAGACACGACCCGCAGAAGCCACUUCCGUGGGAUGAGCGUCUUCACAGGUGGAGGCAUGUCGGACGGCGAUGCAUUGCAGACGCCCCGGCGGCCACGCUUCGGAGGGGAGCGAUACUCAACGUUCGGUGGCCAUAGAUGGAAACAAGUUAAGAAUACUUUGGGUCUUCUGCGGCACAGAAAAGGCGAGCGCAUCGACUACCUCAAGUCUACGGAACUCAUGGGAGAACUUCGGGCUGGUGCGCCGGCCGUAGUGAUGUUUGCUAGCAUGCUCCAGCGUGACGAACAUGGCCACAAGAAGAUCCCUGUGCUUCUCGAGCAAGUCCGCGUGAACAUCAGCGACAGCGUGGUUCGAGGCGAUAGCGAACGACACACUCUCUUCACCAUCCAUCUGGAGUACGGCAACGGGCCAAAUCGCAUGAUAUGGACAGUGAAGAAGAGCAUCGGAGACAUUGUACGCAUGCAUCUCAAGUACAAGGGCAGCGUCACCACCGAGAGACUGAAGCGUCCCGGAGCCCGCGUAGGACCAAAGCAACCCAAAUUCCCAGCCAAGGCCUUCCCCUACUUGCGGAGUAUCAAAGCAAUGGACUUCAGUGAUGAAGAAGACGAGGGUCGCCCUGCUGAGACUCCCGAGGCUGUAGCAGCCGGCGAAAUGACAGCCGGCGAGGCCACAGCCGGCGAGAUGACUGCUGCCGAGGGUACGGGCACCGAGGCCGAGGGCCGUUCUGGGAAGAAACGCAAGGGCUCGCGUAUGAACGUCCUCAGUCCGCGACGCAACACCACAAUGCCUGAGGACGGUACUGGCGCCAUGGCUGACGCCCAAGUCCAGGCUGCUAAGGACGCUGAUGAAGCAAAGCGCAAAUAUAUUGGGUUCCAGCGACGGUCACUUGAGAAAUACCUUCGAGAAAUGAUACGCUGGCUCAUGUUCAGGCCAGACAGCAACCGCCUCUGUCGUUUCUUCGAGCUGUCCGCGCUGGGGGUGCGCCUCGCGGCGGAGGGCGGCUACCACGGGAAAGAAGGUUUCAUGCAGAUUCGGCCAGCUAAUGGCAUCGUCAACCCGGCCAAGGCUGUCACUCGAAGAGAUCGCAAGUGGUUCCUGAUCCGACAGAGCUACAUAGCGUGUGUUGACUCUCCAGAGAGCAUCGACAUAUGUGAUGUCGUCCUGGUCGACUUCAAAUUCGAGAUCAUUGCCAAGAAGAAAGGCCUCAAGCAGGUCGGGCGAAAGGGCUCCAAGAAGGCCAAGUCUGACCAGGACGGGCCAGAUGUCGGCGACGAUGACGAUUUCCUGAACGAUCCCGAGUCGUCAAAGAAAAAUCACCACCACAAACUGACCAUUAUCAACUCUGAGCGAAAGGUCAAGCUCUAUGCUCAGCAGCAUGACCUGCCGCAGUUUGAGGAGUCCAUCAAGCUGAUGAAGCAGAAUUCGCCUUGGGCUUCAGACAAAAUUCGAUUUGCCAGCUUUGCGCCCGUUCGGCGAAACGUCUAUGCUCAGUGGCUUGUCGAUGCGCGCGAUUACAUGUGGAAUGUCUCGCGGGCUAUUUCCAUGGCGAAGGAUGUGAUCUAUAUCCACGACUGGUGGCUGAGCCCCGAGAUAUACAUGCGAAGGCCACCUUGUAUCAGCCAGCGGUGGCGUCUUGAUCGGCUCCUCCAAUCGAAGGCGCAAGAAGGCGUGAAGAUCUUCGUGAUAGUAUACCGCAACGUCGAGGCCGCCGUUCCCAUCAACUCCGAGUACACGAAGAGGUCCCUCCUCAACUUGCAUCCAAACAUCUUUGUGCAAAGAUCACCAAACCAGUACAAGAAGAACCAGUACUUCUAUGCUCAUCACGAGAAGAUCUGCAUAGUCGACCAUUAUAUCGCAUUCGUUGGAGGUAUUGAUUUGUGUUUUGGUAGAUGGGAUACGCCCCAGCACAAACUUGCGGAUGACAAACCGACGGGCUUCGAGCCGGAUGAGGUGCAGAACGUUCCCAGGGAUGCCGAACACGUCCAGAUGUUCCCGGGCAAGGACUACACCAACCCGAGGGUGCAGGACUUCUUCAACCUGGAUCGGCCAUACGAGGAGAUGUAUGACCGAUCCAAGAUUCCAAGGAUGCCGUGGCACGAUAUCUCGAUGCAAGUGGUUGGUCAGCCCGCUCGUGACCUCACAAGACAUUUCGUGCAGCGGUGGAAUUAUCUCCGUCGUGGGCGGAAGCCAACACGGCCUUUGCCUUACUUGCUUCCACCGCCUGACUUCCGCGACGAAGACUUGGAAGCUAUGGGCCUCACGGGGACAUGCGAAGUCCAGAUUCUUCGAUCCGCGUCGACCUGGUCGCUAGGAAUACAACACACCGAGUGCAGUAUUCAGAACGCAUAUCUUCAAAUGAUCGAAAAGUCCGAGCAUUUCGUCUACAUCGAGAACCAAUUCUUUAUCUCAAGCACCGAGGCGCUCGGCGUGCCAAUCGUCAACAACAUUGGCGACGCACUCGUGGACCGUAUCAAGCGCGCCUACGAAAACGACGAGGAUUGGAAGGCCGUCAUCCUCAUCCCUCUGAUGCCCGGUUUCCAGAACACCGUGGCUGAGAAGGAGGGUACCAGCGUCCGGCUCAUCAUGGAGUGUCAAUACCGAAGCAUCUGCCGCGGGGAGUCCUCGAUAUUCGGCAGACUACGAGCUGCCGGCAUUGAUCCUGAAGAUUAUAUUCAGUUCUUCAGCCUGCGGCAAUGGGGCGAGAUCGGCGCCAAUAAGAUGCAUGUCACCGAACAGCUCUACAUUCACGCCAAGCUCAUCAUUGUUGAUGACCGCGUAGCUUUGAUAGGCUCGGCCAACAUCAAUGAGCGAUCCAUGCUGGGCUCCCGUGACUCCGAGUGUGCUGCAGUUGUUAGGGACACUGACCUGAUAUGGUCGACUAUGGCAGGGAAACCUUUUCAGGUCGGCCGUUUUGCACACACCCUGCGCAUGCGGCUCAUGAGGGAGCAUGUUGGUCUUCCAGUGGAUGAGAUUAUUGAGGAGGAGAGGAACGCAGACCUGGAAAACGAGGAGGCUUUCCAGUCUGACAUGGACCGAAUCUACCACAGCGACUCGGAUGGCUCAGAAACUUCAAGGCGGUCAGGUGCCAACGGGGACCUGAACGUACCACGUCCCCCAAUUGAGAGAGGUCACAGCAUUAAUCAUGACGUCGACCUCCAACGAAUGGACAACAGCGACCAGUCUUCGUCCAAGUCUUCCAACUCGGAUUCGAAUGUCGUUGAAGCAGAAAGCGUGGAUGCACCCGCCGACCCCAAACAAAAGAACGAGGUCGAGGGGUUUGGUCCUGAUCGCUGGAAGGAGGCACAGGGCAAAGGUCUAGAUCAAGGCAGGGAUACCGUUGUCAUCGGUGGCCGAGAAUACCUCGCCCGUGAUAUCUCAGCUGAGGGCAAAGGAACUAUCGAAAGUCCAGCCCCUAGCCAGAAGUCUGAGAGCCCGCGGCCUGCUGCGACGGAUUCGGUCGGAGAAGGCCCCAGCAGAGCUGUGAUGCCCCCCCUGGACCGUCGGAAUACCGACCAACUAGGACUUCCCAGGGCCAACCAGCUCCCUGACCUUCCACACAGUGACGACACGGAUAUUGGCGGGCCGCCACUUCUUGACGCAGACGGAGAGCCGAUCCUGUCUGUGUCGCAUCCUCUGGCCGCUGAGAUCAAGCCUGCCGUCCUUGACAAGGAUUGCAUGCGUGAUCCGUUGGAUCCGGCCUUCUACGAGGACGUUUGGUACCGGAUUGCGGACAACAACACCAAGAUCUACAGACAGGUGUUCCACUGCAUGCCGGACAACGAGGUGAGGGAGUGGGACCAGUACACGGAGUACAUAGACCACCAGAAACGACUGCAGGUGGCACAAGAAGGACCACGAGAGGCGCAGAAGGGUGAGCAGGGCGAAGCAGGUGACCCCAGUGGAUCCGAAAAGCCGCCUCCGGAAGCCACAUCUGGCGGCGCCGGCAUCUCAGCCCCAGGUCCGCUCCCCGCGACCCGCUCGUUCUCAAGCAAAUUCCCAGGUAAAGGCAACGCUGGUAAGAACCUGCCUCCGCUGGCUGGCGGUCUGAAGAAGUCCCCAACAGAGAAUGAGUCACCGGCGCAUCGCCAUGCUCGACAGGACUCCAGGCUUGACGUGGAAAGAGCCGCCGCCGCGGCGCGUGCCAUCAAUUCACCCAUGGGAAGCCCUGCAUUCAGCCCUCCGGCCAACAGCCCUUUCAUUCCAGCACCGACGGCACCUGCAGACCCAGAGAAAGCCGCGGCAGCGCGCGAGGACAGCAACACGAACGGCAGCACAGUGGAACCGUCGUCCAAGCUCGUGGUACCCGAGACCAGCAGGGCGACGACGCCGGACAAGCGUGACCGGCGUACCACCUUCAGCACCCCUGACAACACGCCGACGAUCUCGGAGAAGCCACCAGGCAGCUCGGCCUCGACGACGCCUGCGCAAGGGGUGCAGGGGUCUGUCAAGCGACGCAGACGCGCCAACACCAGGGGCAGCCGCCACCGGCCUCCUGUAGAAGAGCUGUUGACCAGGGAGCAGCGCGAGGGGCUGCUUGGGAUGGUCCAGGGCCACCUCGUGGUAUUCCCGUACGACUGGCUUGUGGGCGCGGACGAGAAGGGCAACUGGCUUACGUUGGUGGACCAGGCUGCUCCGUUGCAGAUCUAUAACUAA
This is a messenger RNA of Diaporthe citri, 5025 nucleotides long. RefSeq lists its product as uncharacterized. The transcript has 2 exons. Lineage: Eukaryota; Fungi; Ascomycota; Sordariomycetes; Diaporthales; Diaporthaceae. The record is from RefSeq and is a predicted model, not a curated record. Bases 1 to 5025 code for a protein of 1674 amino acids. Gene Ontology annotation, biological process: cell motility. Gene Ontology annotation, molecular function: catalytic activity.